AUGUCAUACCGACCUCACCUGGGAGGUGGAGAUGACCCUUCGCGACCACCUCUAUUCCACCAUUCAUCACUAUCACUGAAUGCCUCGAGCUAUCACGCUCCCACGCAGCCUGGGGGUCGAUCCGAAGACGCGCAAUAUCGUGCGAUCCUGGACAGGGUUGUCGAAAAAGCUAGAAGAACAACAUUUGGGACAAUCAACUCGAGUGGCAGGCGGGAUACUCUGUCCAGUGGCGGGAGGCACGCGGAUGCGUAUGAAAGCUUUGACGGACUGGAUGUCGUAGGUAAAUUUCGGUCCACUAACCAACUAGAGCGUGACAAGAAGAUUGGAGCAGCGGGCGAGUUAUUUAACAGAAGGGAGACGGCAGAUCUAGUCUAUGUCGAUAGUGCAGGACACUUCACAGAUAUGCUCAUUGGCUGUGGCUAUCUCGAUCAUGAUGACUGGCACGGGGCGCGACCCAAGUAUUACAUAGAGGUCAAAACCACGACUAGACCGCGUGAUACCCCCUUCUAUAUGAGCGGCAAGCAAUACCGGCUGAUGCAACGCGUUCACUCCACGGAAGAUCGUUCAGAAGUUUACAUGAUUUUCCGUGUGUUUUGUCUGAACGACGACGGGAUCGGCUUGAGUGUUUAUUUUGACCCAGAGAAACUGAGGCAGGACGGGCAGCUUGAGUUUACGGGACAGACGUGGUCUGUUACUCCAGUGAAUGGCACGGAGGCGGAUGGUUAA
Molecule: messenger RNA, 726 nt
Organism: Fusarium vanettenii 77-13-4
Lineage: Eukaryota; Fungi; Ascomycota; Sordariomycetes; Hypocreales; Nectriaceae
Exons: 3
Coding region: 1-726 (241 amino acids)
Source: RefSeq, a predicted model, not a curated record